AUGCCGUUCUUACCACUAUCUCAAGUCCGGAGUCUGAGGAACGAACUCGACGGGACAAAUGCGGAGAUCUCCACGUGGGGAUGCGAAGGCUACGGAGACAAUAUCAAGCAAUGGAGCGACUCUUGCGACGAAGACGUGGGCGCAGUGAUCAGAGUGACCUCGGCUCAUGAAGCCGCCAUCGUCGUCAAAUUCGUCACCUGCCAUCAGAUCCCCCUCGCAGUACGAGGCGGGGGCUACUCGACGAGCGGCAGCUCCACGGCUCGCGGGGGCAUCGUCUUGGACCUCGCCAAACUGCGCAAGGUGCAGGUCGACCCCGUAUCUCGGGUGGUCACGGCCGAAGGCGGAGCGCUGUGGGCAGACAUUGAUGUCGCCGCCGCCCAGCACGGACUCGCCGUGGUCGGCAGCACUCUCAGCCACAUCGGGGCAGCCGGGGCAACCCUGGGCGGUGGUUAUGGGUGGCUGACCGGCCAGUACGGUCUCGCCAUCGACAACCUGUUGUGGGCGAAGGUGGUCCUUGCCGACGGGAGGGUCGUGAUCGCGUCAGAAGACCAUUAUCCUGAUCUCUUUUGGGCGAUUCGCGGGGCCGGCCAGGAGUUCGGGGUGGCGGUUGAGUUGGGCUUUCGGGCUCAUCCGCAGCGGAAUUCCGUUUAUGCCGGCACGCUGCUUUUCUCGCAUGACAACUUGUCGGCGGUGGUCGACUUCGCCAACCACUUCGAGACGAUCACCGACGGGAAGCAGGGCCUCUGGUUUGGGUCCACGAUGGUGCCCUCGAUGACGCAGUGCUGCAUCUUGGUGGUGGUGUUCUACAACGGGGACCAGGAGGCGGCAGAGCGCUUCUUUGCGCCUCUUCUCUCAGCAGGUCCCCUCGUGAAUGGAGCAGGGAUGAUCCCUUACGACAGUCUGAACGGCAUCCUCAACACGACCGACACGCUGAAUCGCCGGGGAAGCGACACCGAGGUCAACAUCAGUUACCCGCUGGAGAACGCCAUGGGGCCUCGGAAGAGCAUGAGAGGAUCCAAUGUCACGUUGCCACUGGACCUCAACUUCGUACAGUCGGUAUACGAUGAAUUCAACGGCGUCUUGACCGACUAUCCGCAGACCAGGGACAGCCGACUGCUUGUUGAGCUUCUCCCGAAUGCGCAGAUACAGAAAACUCCGCUUAAUGCGACCGCCUUCGCCAAUCGCGGGCCUUACUACAACGUCAGCUGUCUGUUCCGGUGGUACGAUCCGGGCCUAGAUGAGCGCAUCCGCUCAUUGCAGGCGAGUCUUCUGGAGCGGAUCGCGCUGGAGGCGGGCAUCAAGAAACCUGGUCAUAGUCGACCCACGCAAGGCACAGGCAUCUAUGCAAAUUAUGCUGGGCAUGAAGUAUCCACCGAGACCAUUUUUGGACUCAACUAUCCCCGGCUGCAGGAGCUCAAAAAGAAGUUCGACCCCCAUAAUACAUUCAACAAGUGGCACCGGAUCAGGGUUCCUCAGAGUGACCCUCGAUAG
Molecule: messenger RNA, 1491 nt
Organism: Aspergillus homomorphus CBS 101889
Lineage: Eukaryota; Fungi; Ascomycota; Eurotiomycetes; Eurotiales; Aspergillaceae
Product: FAD-binding oxidoreductase
Exons: 3
Coding region: 1-1491 (496 amino acids)
Molecular function (GO): oxidoreductase activity; FAD binding
Source: RefSeq, a predicted model, not a curated record